CUUGAAUCUUGAUUCCUAGGCGUAAAAUUUAUUAAAAUUAAAAAUUAUGCCAGAACACUUGAAAGCAAACGAUAAAAUACAAGCUCGCAUAGAUUGUUUACAAAGAUUGCGUAAACGAUCGGACGAUGCUUUGCAAGCUAAUCGACAUGAAGUUUAUGAAGAAUUUCAACGUAAAAAGACUAAUCCUAUCCAUCAAGAACGUAAACGUGAGGCGGAAAAAUUAUUAGCUAAACAGGAAGCGCAAGUAAGAGGAGAGAAUUAUGAAAGGAAACGAUUUUGGAGUUAUUCUGCCGAAUCUGUAGAGAAAUGGGAAAAAAAACAAGAAAAGAAAGCUAAAAGAUCUAAUACCGGAUUUACAGAUUUUAACCAAGUUGCGCAUAAAAAAUAUAAGAAGCAAAUAAAUGAAUUCAAACCAGAUUUAGAAGCUUAUGAUGAACAAAAAAUAGCUACAACUCUUACCACCACCAAGGAUGGAGAAAUUAUAUACAUUGAUACUGAAUCAUCUUUUUACCGAGAUGCAAAUUCCCUUCGAUAUGCUAGUGUUGAUAAUGUUCCAAGUCCUCAAGCAGUGGAUCGGUUGGUGACAGACGUCAAUAAACAAAUUGCUCAACGAGAAAAGUUUUCGCGUCGUAAAAAAGCUGAAGAUGAUGAUGAAAUCACGUAUAUUAAUAUGCGUAACAGAAGAUUUAAUGAGAAGAUUGGUAGAUUUUACGAUAAAUAUACCAGGGAAAUCAAAGGAAACUUGGAACGUGGUACUGCGUUGUAAGAAAUGUAGUUUGAUGAAAAUUCGAAUAUCAAUUAUACAGAUACUUUCAUGAUUAUGAAAUUAAGAACCUAGGAAAAGAGCUUAUUUCUCCGUUCCAACUUCCUACCUGUGUAAUUAAUUAUUUGACUUAAUUAUUAAGACUAUUUUUGUUUAAAUAACUGAAAUAAUAUGCGGCAUAAUGAUUAGUAUUAGCAUUAUCUAAACGUCAUUAAUUACGCUAAUUACGUGUAAUUACUCGAUGUCGUACUC
Molecule: messenger RNA, 1015 nt
Organism: Rhizophagus irregularis DAOM 181602=DAOM 197198
Lineage: Eukaryota; Fungi; Glomeromycota; Glomeromycetes; Glomerales; Glomeraceae
Source: RefSeq, a predicted model, not a curated record